CUGGCUCCCACCAUGAGCACUGAGCUCAACGUGCCUGUGGACUCCUCCACUUCUGCCUGCUCUGAGCCCUGCCACAAGGGCAUGGAUUACCGGGACUGGGUCCGCCGCAGCUAUCUGGAACUGGUCACCUCCAACCACCACUCGGUGCAGGCCCUGUCCUGGAGGAAGCUCUAUCUGAGCAGGGCCAAGCUGAAGGCCUCCAGCAGGACCUCAGCCCUCCUCUCAGGCUUCGCCAUGGUGGCCAUGGUGGAGGUGCAGCUGGAGACGCAGUACCAGUACCCGCGGCCGCUGCUUAUCGCCUUCAGCGCCUGCACCACAGUGCUGGUGGCCGUGCACCUGUUUGCACUGCUCAUCAGCACAUGCAUCCUGCCCAACGUGGAGGCCGUGAGUAACAUCCACAACCUCAACUCCAUCAGCGAGUCGCCGCAUGAGCGCAUGCACCCCUACAUCGAGCUGGCCUGGGGCUUCUCCACUGUGCUCGGCAUCCUGCUCUUCCUGGCUGAGGUGGUGCUGCUCUGCUGGAUCAAGUUCCUCCCCGUGGAUGCCAGGCGCCAGCCCGGCUCCCUGCCUGGCCCUGGUGGUCACACGGGCUGGCAGGCGGCCCUGGUGUCCACCAUCAUCAUGGUGCCCGUGGGCCUCAUCUUCGUGGUCUUCACCAUCCACUUCUACCGCUCACUGGUGCGCCACAAAACCGAGCGCCACAACCGCGAGAUCGAGGAGCUGCACAAGCUCAAGGUGCAGCUGGACGGGCACGAGCGCAGCCUGCAGGUGGUGUGACGGCCGGCGGGGCUCCUGGGCCGGGUGGGGCCCUGCAGCCAAGCAAGAGCUUCCUGUCUGUGCUAGGGGAUUUCAGAAAUGCAGGUGGUUAACCAGGCUGCUAGACACUGCCAGAUAGUUCAAGACCAAAGUCUUACUCCUGUCUUAAUGCUGUAAUAACCUGGAUAAUUUUCCAUCAGAAAAUGGAACUCUUCAAACAAGAGACUGUUGCUAAGAGUUUAAGGGGAAAGAAAGGCUGAUUCCUCGGCCUUGAGAACUUCCUGGGUCAGGGACAAAGUAUAGAGGCUUGAGGGGGAUCUGCCCACUGGCACUGCCAGGAAGGGCUCCAAGCAGCACCCAGUGGUCAAUGGCAAACUCUACUUGGACACGCAUGGCCAGCAGGGUAGGGAGCUGGCAGGGGCAGGGCCGUGAGUUCAUAGAAGGGAUUGCCCUGGAAGACCUGAGGUGGGCUCAUGGCUGCUGGGUAACAUGUUUGAUGGUGAUUGGACAGGACCGUGGCGACUGAUGGGUGCAGGAUUACAGCCAGGCUUGGUGCUUCCCUCCCCGCCCUGGAGGAGUUGGUGGCCUGGCUUGUGGGGCCUGGGCACACAUCGGCUCAGCAG
Galeopterus variegatus (Sunda flying lemur) is the source of this 1379-nucleotide messenger RNA. It is a transcript of the gene ORAI2, whose product is annotated as ORAI calcium release-activated calcium modulator 2. The transcript is spliced from 2 exons. Gene Ontology annotation, molecular function: store-operated calcium channel activity. Lineage: Eukaryota; Metazoa; Chordata; Mammalia; Dermoptera; Cynocephalidae. The record is from RefSeq and is a predicted model, not a curated record. Gene Ontology annotation, cellular component: membrane. Gene Ontology annotation, biological process: store-operated calcium entry. Bases 13 to 777 code for a protein of 254 amino acids.